Molecule: messenger RNA, 540 nt
Organism: Macrosteles quadrilineatus (aster leafhopper)
Lineage: Eukaryota; Metazoa; Arthropoda; Insecta; Hemiptera; Cicadellidae
Exons: 1
Coding region: 1-540 (179 amino acids)
Source: RefSeq, a predicted model, not a curated record
AUGGGAGUACAACUAGAAGAAAGUCGUUUGUUCACCUUGUAUUUUGCGGACGAUCAGGUGGUUUUGGCGGAAGAUAGAGAGGACUUGAGCUACAUGGUCAGGAAAUUGAAAGAAGAAUAUGAGUUAAAUGGACUGGUACUGAAUGUGGGGAAGUGUGAGUAUCUGGUGGUUGGGAGCGACAUAGUGGAGAACCUGCCUUUAGAAGAUGGAGAAGUCAAGGGGGUCAGAAGAGCUAAAUAUUUAGGAGUGAUAUUUGACAAGUCUGGAAGCAGUGGUGUGGAAGUUGAGGAGAGGAUUCAGAAGGGAAGGAAAGUGACAAGGGCUUUUAAUUCUGUUUGGUGGGAUAGGGGUGUGUCAAAGAAAACAAAGAAGAGGAUUUAUAAGUCUAUGGUGCAGAGUGUGGUAUUGUAUGGCUCGGAAGUCUGGGAGUUGAAACAAAGGAACACUGGAAAGUUGUUGGCUACGGAGAUGGAUGUGCUCAGGAGGAGUUGUAGGAAGAGAAGAUUGGACAGGGUGAGGAACGAAGAUAUUAGAAGAUAA